CUGCAGUCACUUUCCGAUCCUCGGUGUCCCGGAGACAGUUUCGCUUUGCGGGUACGAUUACCGGAGCAUCUACGUGUCCGGUUGCGCAGUACAGGUACUAGUGCAUCGGCGAAUGCAGAAGAUCAGUAUAAUGCCGACAAGAAAAGAGUACAUGGAGACGAUCAGAGCGAUCAAGAUUCUUUUGUAUGAUGCCACUCAUUGAGCACGAAGAUACGGGAGUCUCGUUGCACCUAAAUAUGAAGGGCCCAAAGAUGAAGGGGAACGACAUUCCCCUAUCGGCAUUCUGAAUGAGUGGACGCAUUCAUCUUUCUGGAUAUGCCUCCACAAACGGCACGAGGUUCCCGAGCAGCAGCU
Amoebophrya sp. A25 is the source of this 354-nucleotide messenger RNA. The record is from the annotation of a GenBank genome assembly. NCBI's taxonomy places the organism in Eukaryota, Dinophyceae, Syndiniales, Amoebophryaceae.